Salvia splendens (bonfire salvia) is the source of this 1942-nucleotide messenger RNA. Its product is annotated as mediator of RNA polymerase II transcription subunit 4. The record is from RefSeq and is a predicted model, not a curated record. The transcript is spliced from 3 exons. Gene Ontology annotation, molecular function: transcription coregulator activity. Bases 355 to 1587 code for a protein of 410 amino acids. NCBI's taxonomy places the organism in Eukaryota, Viridiplantae, Streptophyta, Magnoliopsida, Lamiales, Lamiaceae. Gene Ontology annotation, biological process: regulation of transcription by RNA polymerase II. Gene Ontology annotation, cellular component: mediator complex; core mediator complex.
AAUCAAUUGAUUUUUAAUUUACUAUUUGUUCUCCAUUUUAAUUUGAUAAACUAUUCCUGUUUUCAUCCUCAGCUGCUCAGAUCAAAUGCUUCCAUAUAAAGAACCCUAAACCGUACUAAAUCCCUAAAUUAUACUCUUCUGAAUCUGAUCCAAUCCUACAUUGAUUCUCUUCCCUUUCUCUCGUCUACGUCGCCACCGCCUCGCCUGCGUCGUCUUGUCGGUCUAGUCCUCCACGGGCUUGUCCAAGGAAGAUGGGUAACAUACACUAAACCCUAGGGUGCAGGAGUAGGAUGUAUACCUGAUCGAGACCUUUUUGACUCACGAGGAGUUCUUGUAACGGAAAAACAUUUGAAAAUGCUACAAAGUAUUCCCCACCAGAUUGUGCAGUCCCCAGCCCGGUUAGGCCUGCCAAACCCCAACUCUCCGUCUCUUCAGAACCCUAACCCACCUAAAUUCUCGUCUCAAAACUCACAAACUCAACAGUCCCACCAACCACUGAAUCAGUUAACGACUCCUGGCGUAUCAUCAACUCUGCUCCCUCUCUUACCACCUCUCCCCAGAGCUCAAUCUCUUCUCCUUCAAAUGGCAUCUCUUGCUUCUAAACUGUUUGAAGUCUCACCCAAUCGCCCACAUUGGAUUAGUGCAUUUCGAGGUUCUCUGCCUUCUUUCCUUUCUCCACAAGCACAGUCCUCAACACCUGCCCAGGCAGACUCUGUUCCCUCAUCUGCCAAAGAAAUCAUUGCCCAAUUCACAACCCUUCAGACUCAGCUCUUUGAAGCCGUUGCUGAACUCCAGGAGAUACUUGAUCUUCAAGAUGCUAAACAGAAGCUCACCCGUGACAUCAGGUCCAAAGAUGCUUCUCUUCUUGCAUUUGCCAACAAACUUAAGGACACCGAACAUGUUCUUGACAUGCUUGUUGAUGAUUAUUCUGACUACCGUCGCCCUAAAAGAACGAAGUCAGUGGAUGAUGCAGACGAUUUCUCCAAAACUACAGUUGAGACUCAGCUCAAACUAUCAGAUAUACUCUCCUAUGCACAUAAAAUUAGCUACACUACCUUUGCACCUCCAGAAUUCGGUGCUGGGCAAGGUCCUCUCCGUGGAGCACUCCCUCCUGCGCCACAAGAUGAGCAGAUGCGCGCAUCACAGUUAUAUAACUUCGCUGAUCUGGACAUUGGGUUGCCCAAAACAGAAGAAGGUAAAGAGAAAAUCAUCGAUGCACUCAUUGAAACCUCUGCUGCACCACCUGCGGAAAGCAACCCACUGGCAAGCUUAUCAGCAAUCCAAGGAUUGAACCCUUCUACUCUAGUUGCGCCACCGGGAUGGAAACCUGGUAUGCCUGUGGAAUUGCCUAUUGAUCUAUCAGUGCUACCUCCUCCACCUCCCGGGUGGAAGCCUGGUGACCCGUUGCCCCCACUGGAUGCUCUCCCUCUUCCACCAAGAGUCGAGGAACAGCCGAGGCCUGGCCCUCCUCCUGGUCUGGUGAAAGCUCCGGAGCCUAUUCAGGUACGGCACGUGCAGCUUGAUAUUGAAGAUGACAGUGGUGAAGAUUUUAGCAGCGAUGACGCCAGCUCUGGUAGUGAAGAUUGAUGGUUGAUGUUUGCGUCAUUUAUGCUCCAAGCUUUAGAUGGUUCAGUCUUAUCCAUUUUUUUAUCAGUUGCUCAGGAGUGUGGUUAAUUGUACUCUUGUACCUGUACCACUUUGUUGUGGAUUCAGUGUUUAUUGCUCAGAUGUUUGAUGAAGUUUGAGGUGAUAAGUCAUUUUAGUGAAAUUUACUCCAGUUAGAUUGCAAUCAGGCAGGGAAACUAAACACUAUUAGUAACAUACAAUAGUUGAUGGAGAUGCAUUCCAUGGAAAUUGUUUCUUAUACUUUAUCUACUUUUUCUUCCCGGUCUUACUUUAGUAGGACAAGUUAUUGUUAGUAAGAUUACCUUUGACAAGCUUA